Messenger RNA from Paramecium sonneborni, 1273 nucleotides. The record is from the annotation of a GenBank genome assembly. Lineage: Eukaryota; Ciliophora; Oligohymenophorea; Peniculida; Parameciidae.
AUGAAAUAAUCAACAGUAAGAUAAAGAAAAGGAUCAUUUGAUUCUUAACUAUCAGCUUCUAUGUUCAAAUCAAGUGUUAUAUUAGAAGAUAAGAAGAAAUAGAUAGAUGAUGAGAUCAUUAAUUAUUAAAAUGAAGAUGAAUUUGAAAUGAUAGGAAAAAAAUGUAACAUAAUACAAUUAAAUAGAACUAAAAAAUGUACCAAUAACAUUAUUUAAUAAUGAUUAAUUACAUAAACUUACUAAAAAAUAAUAAUUAAGUGAUGAUUAAAAAUUGUAAUUAGCAGCUACAUUAAUUUAAUAAAGAGGUAUACCUUAUUUAAGGUAAAAUAAUAUUCAAUUUAUUUAGUCGUAAAGCAAUUUGGAUGACUUUUAUAGAAAAAGGAGAUGCUAAAAAGUAUUUUUCUAAGAAACCUCCUUAAAAUAUUGAAGAAUAAAUAAUUAAAGAUGUCCCUAGAACUGGAAAUGAUGAUAAAAUGAAUAAUAAGAAAUACACUAAUCUUUUAUUUAGAAUAUUAUGUGCUUAUUCAAUAUAUAAUCCUAAAAUAGGAUAUACAUAAGGAAUGAAUAUAAUUUGUGGAAAAAUAAUUCUAUUAUUGAGCAUUGAUGGAAAUGAUAAAUAAUUAGAAUUAGAUAAUUUUGAAGUUAUUGAAGAUGAAGAAGAAAUAUUUUGGAUGUUUGUUCAUAUUAUGAAGUCAAUGGAGGAUUUAUUUAUUUAAGGUGUUCCUGGCAUUCAUAAAAGAAUAUUAUAAUUAGAAUAAAUCAUUUAAAAUAGAUGUAAUGAAAUUCUAGUACAUUUAUAAUGUAAUAAUUUAGUAAAAUUAUUUUUUUAUUUUUAAAUUAGGAAAAUUUGUGUUAAUGUUUUAGUUAAUAUUAUUUUACUAUGUUAAUGCAAAAUUAAGAAAAAAAGUUUGCUAGACUAAUUUUAGAAAUGUUUUUAUUGUUUGGUGAUGCAUUUAUUUAAAAUUUUAUUGUUGGAACAUUAGAAUUCUAUUCAUUAAGAAUAACAAGAAUGAAUGAAUUAGAAAAAUUAAUGCCUUUUUUUAGAGAUAUAAUGUUUACAUCUUAUUAUUAAGAAUUAAAAAAGUUAAAAAAACAAAAUUUAAUAAUCUAACAUUUUUAAUAAAAUCAUUAUUUUGAUAAAUAACCAUAUUUUGGUUAACCAUAAAACAUGCCAAUAGUAUAAGUAGAAGAAAAAAUGUAAAAAAAGUUUAAUCCAAAAAAUAUAUUAAAUCUUCUACAAAGAAAGUUUUUUGGAAAAAUUCUUGGUUAAUGA